Messenger RNA from Carya illinoinensis, 925 nucleotides. Its product is annotated as 21 kDa protein-like. Gene Ontology annotation, biological process: negative regulation of catalytic activity. Gene Ontology annotation, molecular function: enzyme inhibitor activity. The record is from RefSeq and is a predicted model, not a curated record. The transcript has a single exon. Lineage: Eukaryota; Viridiplantae; Streptophyta; Magnoliopsida; Fagales; Juglandaceae. Bases 67 to 690 code for a protein of 207 amino acids.
CAGACUCCAUUCAAUUCAUUCCUGAGAAAAAUAAAAGUCCUGCCCACCUCUAUAUUCUGCCGAGAAAUGGUAAGACUUGGCCUUUCUGUACUGGUUCUCUUCUUCGUUCUUUACGUGGCUGGCACGGCGGAAUCCGCGGCCGUUGCCAGACAUUCCAGCCCUGCAAAUUUCAUCAAGGCCUCCUGCAGGGCAACUCGCUAUCCUGCACUUUGCGUUCAAUGCCUUUCAGGUUAUGCAAGUGCAAUAAAAAAAAAUGAGCGACGACUGGCUCAAACCGCCUUGUCAGUGAGCUUAGCCAGGGUGCGGUCGGCUGCAGCGUUUGUGGCCAAGAUGACUAAGGUUAGGGGGAUCAAGUCCAGAGAGUAUGAGGCUGUGAAAGACUGCAUAGAGAACAUGGGUGAUGGCGUCGACCGGCUUAGCCAGUCGGUUCGGGAGCUUGGCCAUAUGGAUCGAGACGUGGGUCAGGACUUCAUGUGGCAUAUGAGCAACGUCCAGACCUGGGUUAGUGCUGCCCUCACCGACGAGAACACUUGUCUUGAUGGGUUUUCCGGCCCUGCCAUGGAUGGAAAUGUCAAGACUGCUAUACAUAGAAGGGUCACCAAUGUAGCGCAGGUUACUAGUAACGCACUCGCACUGGUAAAUCGUUUUGCAUCAAGACACCAAGCUGCUACAACCGUAGAAAAGCCUUAAAUGUUGUCUUAAAAGGCUUAUAUCUUGUCUUGGGAGUUUUGUUCCGUUAACACGCGUAUGUAAACAUAAUGUGUCUAAAGUAAGGCUUGUGGAUGGACUAGAUGUUAUCUUGGGGGUCUUGGUUUUCUGCUUGAUCUGUAAAUUUAACACGAAAGGCUUGAGUCAAGCUCACGUUUAUCUUGUAAAAUAUCAAAAGCUUUGUUUGUAAUAAAAAUUAUAAUAGGCAUGAACUCUA